Messenger RNA from Lutzomyia longipalpis, 1369 nucleotides. RefSeq names its product golgin-45. Gene Ontology annotation, cellular component: Golgi membrane. Gene Ontology annotation, biological process: Golgi organization; Golgi to plasma membrane protein transport. The coding region runs from base 82 to 1296 and encodes 404 amino acids. The transcript has 3 exons. The record is from RefSeq and is a predicted model, not a curated record. NCBI's taxonomy places the organism in Eukaryota, Metazoa, Arthropoda, Insecta, Diptera, Psychodidae.
AUCAGCUGCUUUCAAGUCCACAUGAGAUGCAUUGAUACGCCAUUGUGUGUGCAAGAGUGAGAUGGAUAUAGUUUAUCGGAAAUGGAGGCAGGAAAACGGACUCAGGGAGAUGGGCAGGAAACCAAUACACCGUCAAAAGGUGAAAAAUCCGUCCAAGAAGUUCCAUUGAAGAAGAAUCCCUGGGAAAAUCAGAGAAAGCACCGAGGAGCAAUCCCGAAGGAAUCUCCUCUGGCCCCAAUUGGGAAGAUUUUCACACUUGUCCCCCACGUUGUACACACAACGGGGAAACAGACGGCACUUCCGCGGAAUAAGGAACCCCGAUUUGUUCCCUUUGAACCCUACAAAGGUGCUGUGACCCCAAUUAUUCCCUUCCGGAAGCCACCCCAGCGUACCAAAUCUCGCAAUAAUCUCGAUCUUGGUGUUCUCGUGUCGCAGCUGUCGGAUCUCAAAACGUGCGAAAUGCUCCAGCAUGCACCGGGGAUGCCUGAAAGUAGGUCAAUUGGAUGCAUGUCAGACGCAGAGGUGAAAAUCGCUGCCCUGGAGCAGCAGCUGAAGGAAGCAAAGCGCGACAAGGAGAGUUUUGAGAGUCAAUUGAAGUUUCAAGUGCAGGUCAAUACGGAACUGAAGAAUCUCCUUGUGGCUGCCCUUGGGGAAGACAUCCAGACACGCGUCAAUGUGCUCACGGAGGACAAACUCCAGCUGGCACGGGCUCUUCUGGACUCUGCCAAUAACAUUUCCACGCAUACGGAACAAAUUGAAUACCUCGCGGGGCAGAGUGAGGUGUGGCGUAGUAAAUUCCUCGCCAGUAGCCUAAUGGUGGAGGAAUUGGCACGCUGGAAGGCCAGCUUGACGCAGAAGAAUAAUCUCCUUGUGGCCUCCAAUAAGCAACUCCUGGAGAUGACUUCGCGUCAAGUGAGGGACAUGGCGAGGGAUGUGCUGAAGAAUUUAAAGUUCCUCAGUGGGAUUAGGGAGCUGAAACUACGUUCGGGGAAUGCUGUGGAUCUCCUGGCGGAAUGUGUCAACAUCUCACAGCAGCUGGUGCUUCAUUCGGGUGUUGGGAUGCCGGAAGAAAUCAACCUGGACAAUCUGGAGCCUUUCACGGAAGCUGAGAAUGCGGCAAUUAAGGCUCUUCAGAACUCCAAUCAACCCCUCAUGUCAACAGAUGAGGCCUUCAAAGCAAUCGUUGGGCAGGCAUUUCCCUCAAUCUUAGCCAUGCGGAAGGACUCAACGGCAACAACGACAGAGCUGGAGGAGGAUUUCAAUGGGAAUAAUGGGCAGGAAGUGACGCCAAAGUGAUUUGUUUUGUUUGUUUUUUUUUUUGGUCUUGGUAGUCUCUUAUUUUUAAUUAAUAAAUUUUAUAUACAGAGAA